Molecule: messenger RNA, 1110 nt
Organism: Patiria miniata (bat star)
Lineage: Eukaryota; Metazoa; Echinodermata; Asteroidea; Valvatida; Asterinidae
Exons: 2
Coding region: 4-801 (265 amino acids)
Biological process (GO): regulation of transcription by RNA polymerase II
Cellular component (GO): nucleus; transcription regulator complex
Molecular function (GO): DNA binding
Source: RefSeq, a predicted model, not a curated record
AGCAUGCACACACAGCACAGCAGCACAGCAACUGCGUACGUGCAUUAUACGAGUACCACCAUGGAGCUAUGCGUGUACGAAUCCAAAGAGCAGCAUAUUAACAGCCCGGACAUGGCUGCCGACAAUAAAGCUGAAGCGACUAAGUACGCGCUGGACGUACAGCUGAUCAGUGCUGUGCGAGAAUUCCCGCUCCUCUACGACCCCACGGCCAGGAAUUACCGCGACCCGGAGAUAGUGACCGAUGCCUGGCGAGAGAUCGCCAAAGCAAUCGGGGCAAACGAGUGGACGGAAUGUAAGGAACGAUGGAGGAAACUGAGAGAUGCCUACGUCAAGGUGAAGAAAAGCUCGACUUACCAGCCGAUUGGAAACAAGAAGCCGAUAACAUGGGUGCACUACGAAGACAUGUCGUUCCUGGCUGACCAUAUCAAGCACCGGGGGAACGAGAAAAGGGGCACGAAAAGGUCCCUUGAUGUUGAAGAUGAAAUGCAAGAUGCGAGCGCUGCAGAGGCUUUGGAGGAGCCUCAAGUUGGCUCCAGCAGAAGAAAGGAUGGCAAGAAGGGACGCAAGGUACCACCGUCGGUAGAUCCCAUGCAGGUGACUAUCAUGGAAGCCCUGGCCCAAGGUGCAAACACCUCCAAGAUGCCUACGGAUGUCAUCCUGGAUGAUGAAGAGGGUUUGUUUGGGAGGAUGGUAGCAGCCACCUUGAGGCGGUUCCCUCCACGGGCCAAGGCCAGAUGCAAGUUCCGCAUCCAGGAGAUUAUCUUCCAGCAAGAGAAUGAAAACCUGGGUGGCUCUGUCUAGAUUGAGUGCCCAUGUCAUGUCACAAAGUAUGAAAGUCACACCGACAAUGGACCCUCUGCUCAACUUAUAGGCCCAUUGCAAGGCUCCCCAGUCACGUGGGGAAAUUCUGGAAUUUAAAGCCAUCAUGGAAAGUCAUUUAAAAAUCAUGGCUUUUGUUGUUUUACAAGGAAAUCAUGGAAAGUUGAUAUUCCAACAAACAGUCAAGGAAGAUUCAUGGAUUUCUGCACAACCCAUGAGUAAUAUAUGGCUAUGGCAGUCUUCCAGUUUGCAUUCCAGUUUAUUAGGCCUAUAUACUUCCUCUUUAGGCCC